AUGGAAGAGUAUGAGGCAUGUAUAUAUGGUAUGGAGGCGACCAUUGACUUAAGGAUCAAGAUUCUUGAGGUGUAUGGAGAUUUAACUCUGGUAAUCAGUCGGGUAAAAGAUGAUUGGGAAACUCAGGAUAGAAAAUUGAUUCCUUAUAAAGAGCAUAUCAGAAAACUGAUACCCUACUUUGAUGAAAUCUCUUUUCAUCAUAUUCCUAGGGAAGAGAAUAAAUUAGCAGACACUCUAGCUACGUUGGCAUCUAUGUUUAAAGUCAAAUGGAAGAAUGAAGCACCAACUAUCCAUAUUGAUCACUUAGAUGAACUAGCACAUUGUCUAGCAAUCGAGGCAGAUCUUGACGAUAAGCCUUGGUUCUAUGACAUAAAGACAUUUUUGGAGAAACAGAGAUAUCCUGUGGGUAUAUCUAUUACUGAUAAGAAGGCCUUGAUAAGACUCUCUUCCAAGUUUUUAUUGAACAGUGAUGUGUUAUACAAGAGGAAUUAUGAUUACGUGAUUCUCAGAUGCAUGGAUAGACACGAAGCUAGCACGAUCAUAAAAUCUAUACAUGAAGGUUGUGAGGGUGUACAUGCAAAAGGUCCUGCUAUGGCCAAGAGGAUCCCCCAGGUUGGGUAUUAUUGGACAACAAUGGAGGGUAUUUAUAUGAUUGGGAUGAUAAAGCCUAAAGCUUCCAAUGGUGAUCGAUUUCUCCUAGUUACGAUUGAUUAUUUCACGAAAUGGGUCGAAGCUGCUUCAUAUGCCAAUGUCACUAGACAAGUGGUUACUCAAUUUAUCAAGAAAGAGAUAAUCUAUCGCUACGAGAUUCCUAGCAAGAUCAUCACUGACAAUUCCAGUAAUCUCAACAAUAAUACGAUGAAGGAGUUUUGCGAAGAAUUUAAGAUCGAGCACCACAACUAUUCACCCUAUCGUUAUAGGACCUCGAUUCGUACAUCCACUAGAGCAACUCCGUACUCAUUAGUAUAUGGGUUGGAGGUUGUUCUACCAAUUGAAAUUGAGAUUCCUUCACUCAGGGUUAUCAUGGAGGCUGACCUUGAUGAAGCGGAAUGGGUUCAAUCUCAGUACGACCAGCUGAAUCUGAUUGAAGUAAAGCGUUUAACGGCUAUUUGCCAUGGUCAGUUGUACCAAAGAUGCCUCAAACGAGCUUUUGAUAAGAAAGUUAUUCCUCGUGAGUAUUACUCUAGAUAA
Lathyrus oleraceus (garden pea) is the source of this 1191-nucleotide messenger RNA. RefSeq lists its product as uncharacterized. Gene Ontology annotation, molecular function: nucleic acid binding; RNA-DNA hybrid ribonuclease activity. The transcript is spliced from 3 exons. Bases 1 to 1191 code for a protein of 396 amino acids. Gene Ontology annotation, biological process: DNA integration. The record is from RefSeq and is a predicted model, not a curated record. NCBI's taxonomy places the organism in Eukaryota, Viridiplantae, Streptophyta, Magnoliopsida, Fabales, Fabaceae.